This is a messenger RNA of Caenorhabditis briggsae, 213 nucleotides long. The record is from RefSeq and is a predicted model, not a curated record. Bases 1 to 213 code for a protein of 70 amino acids. The transcript has 2 exons. Lineage: Eukaryota; Metazoa; Nematoda; Chromadorea; Rhabditida; Rhabditidae.
AUGUACUGGAUUAGAGUCUGGAACGCUGAACUCAUCUUCAACUUUCAACAUCCAGUCCGAAGCUUCAAUGAUGCCAUUGAAUGGGUUAUUCUCGCAAUAUUCAUUGUCAAGCGGCCUGAAGAAGAAAGUGAAGAUGAUUCCGUCGGAGAAAGCAAGUCGUAUGCUCUCACCGACAGACGCGAGAGUAUCGAGAGAAAUAUUCAGGGGAAGUGA